Pseudophryne corroboree (corroboree frog) is the source of this 2904-nucleotide messenger RNA. It is a transcript of the gene RPRD1A, whose product is annotated as regulation of nuclear pre-mRNA domain containing 1A. Gene Ontology annotation, biological process: mRNA 3'-end processing. The coding region runs from base 232 to 1179 and encodes 315 amino acids. The record is from RefSeq and is a predicted model, not a curated record. Lineage: Eukaryota; Metazoa; Chordata; Amphibia; Anura; Myobatrachidae. Gene Ontology annotation, molecular function: RNA polymerase II C-terminal domain binding. The transcript is spliced from 7 exons.
GUGCGCUGCUCUCACACUGACUGACGCCAUUUCCGUCGUCAUCAUGUCAGGUUCCUGUAAUUGGGGCGGUAGCAACGUCAGUUGUAAACAGUAACCCGGCUGAGUUCUAGCCCUAGUGCCGGGUCCAUAUGGACAGAGCAGACGGCGGGAUUGGGCAGCGCUGAUAUUACAUGGGAGGAUCAGUGACAGCCGGAAAGCUGCUUAGCGUCCUCCGCCUGCAGAGCUCCCGGCAUGUCUGCGUUCUCAGAGGCGGCGCUGGAAAAGAAGCUGUCGGAGCUGAGUAACUCCCAGCAGAGCGUGCAGACCCUGUCCCUCUGGCUCAUUCACCACAGGAAGCAUUCUCGGGUCAUUGUCUCCGUGUGGGACAGGGAGCUGCGGAAAGCGAAACCAACUAGAAAACUGACUUUUCUAUAUUUGGCAAACGAUGUUAUUCAAAAUAGCAAGAGAAAAGGACCUGAAUUUACAAAAGACUUUGCACCUGUUAUUGUGGAUGCAUUUAAACAUGUUUCAAGUGAAACAGAUGAGAGCUGUAAGAAGCACUUGGGGAGGGUACUAUCUAUUUGGGAAGAAAGGGCUGUGUAUGAAAAUGAAAUCCUGGAGCCUUUGAAAAUUGCAUUGUAUGGUGAGAAAAAAACUAAAAAGCGGACAUAUGAAGAAAUAAAGGAAGACAAUGAUGAAGAUGAGGAUGAUGAUUCAUUGAAAAACUCUCCAGAAGAACCUCCACAGACAACAGAUCUCAUACAUGCACUGCAGGAGCUGGAGAAUGCAGCUUCCGGAGAUGCUGCUGUACGUCAGAGGAUAGGCUCGUUACCAGUGGAAGUACAAGAUGUGUCUCUUCUGGACAAGAUUACUGAUAAAGCUUCUGGUGAUCAACUUUCAAAGAUGGUGGAUGAUGCUUGCAUGCUGCUAGCAGAUUACAAUGGAAGACUAGCAGCUGAGAUAGAUGACCGCAAACAGCUUACCCGAAUGCUUUCAGACUUCCUGCAAUGUCAAAAGGAGGUCCUUGAUGAAAAGGAACAGCAGCUGGAAGAGUACAAGCGCAAAUUGACAAGAGUAUCCCAGGUCCGAAAAGAGCUGCGACUACGUAUCCAGAAUCUGCCAGAUUUGUCACGUCUUCCAAAUGUUACAGGGAGCAGAGUCCAUUUGCCAUAUGCUGGGGAUCUCUACAAUGAUGACUGACAGGAAACAUAUAGAUGGCUAAAUAUUUCUGGCUUUGAAUAGGUGAAUCUUAUUAGUAUUAUUUUUAUAUAUUGCUUAAAGUGUGCUUAAAAUCUGAAAAUAAAUAAACCCUUAACAUUGUGUACAGUAAUGUUAUAGAUAUUACUGUCAAACGCCACAUGACCUGAAUGACGGAAUAACAAAAAAUUGGUACUAAGCGUGAAUAGUAAAUAGUAUGUAUGUAAUGUUUUAGUUGACAUUGUACAGUGUAUAUCAAUGUAUGUUUUUGCAGUUUAAUGUAAAUUAUUUAACUGAAUUUCUGCAUAGACAUAGGUAUGACUCGUUGGCUUGUUCUGGAUACAGUUGUACUCCACAAGACAUAUUUCUAAAACAUUAUUUAUUUUAUAACAUUUAUAAAUAAACUCACACAUUGCUUUCUCAACUUGCAUUAAGACACACACACACUAAAUAAAUAAAUAAAUAAAUAAAUGAAAUCAAAUAAUUUCCAGUUCAUGCUUAAAGCUGCACCAUACAGGAAGCAAUAUGUGUUCCAGGUGCAUUCACUACUUUAGUGUGUGCUAAAUACACAUUUACCAUAGAUGAUAACAGGCAUUACAGAUGCACUCUUUGCUCUGUAAAAAAAAAAAAAAGUUUUAAUCACGAGCAAUAAAAGCACUUCAGUCAAAAAUUGUGUUUCUGCUGUAAUAGCAUCUCAUUAUUGUUUUCCCCUGAAACUGUUUAGAAAAAUAGGAGCCAUAAGCUAUAGAAGGGAGUAUGGAAACGAACAAUGCAGAAACAAAGAAUGCACAACACAUUCAGCAUUCUUUUAUGCAAAUUAUGUCUUGGGUCACAAAUUUUUUUUAAUAACUAGAUCUUUUUAUGAAAUUGAGUAAGCCUGUAAUAUUUUUUUUUCUAAAGUCGAAUCUUUUCCUAGGUAUCUAUUACAAUAGUGUCUUUUCCAUAGAAAUGUGAUGCCGCUGUUUUUGUAUAAAAGUAAAUGCUAGGCAAAACAUACGUACAUGGGAAUACAAUCUAAUGCUGCCGAUAUAGUGAUAGAUAAUGUACUGUAGUACUAGAGGUAGAUUUACUCUACAAUAUUUUCAAGACUAUUUAAGCCUACCCAGUCUCAUAGUGCAAACUGAUUUUUCUUUGUUAUCAUGUAUCUGUACAGUUACUGUUUGGUUACAUGAGUCUUGGCUUCAUCUAUAUUUCAAGGAUAUUCUGAGCAGUCAUAAGCCAUAUUUUUAACAACUUGUGUCACUUUUUUGUUUGGUCUUAACAGGUAAUUUGUUUUGUCUCUAACCCUGCAAUUUUUUUUUUGUUUUAAACAUUGGAAAAACAUCAGCUAUGUGAGUUAUUAUAUUGCUUGUAUAAGAAACACUAAUUUAAAAACAUAAGUGUAUAUAAUAAACUGUCCUGACUCAUUUACUGUUAUUCUGUUGUUCUGCUGUUUAUAAACAAUAUAUGCAUAUAUAUGUAUAACAAAAAUAUUUAAAAAUACUAUUUUCUUAUAUAUACAGUGCAGUACAAUUAGGUAUUUAAAGUCUGUAAAACAUGAAUUUGGCACCUACCAUGUGAUACACCUUCACUAGUUUAUACUUCACUCCAAUUUCCAGAAUAUGCUGUUGUGAGAUUAAUUGUAUAGAAUUUGCAUCUACAGUAUAUUAGUAACAUGUAACUGUGAAACUGAUUGCAUAACCAAUGUCAUCACUCAACAAGUCCAAAUAAAUGCAUCAUAUGAUUUCA